Messenger RNA from Rotaria sp. Silwood1, 2490 nucleotides. The record is from the annotation of a GenBank genome assembly. Lineage: Eukaryota; Metazoa; Rotifera; Eurotatoria; Philodinida; Philodinidae.
AUGGGACAAAUCGAUGCAGCAAGUAAUCAAUUAUCUAAACAUCCUGUACAAUUUACACAUGAAGAUUUACGUACACAUCUUGAACCAAUUAUUCAGAAAAUGAUCGAUGCGGAAGAAUCAUAUGCAUUUUUGAAACCGGUCGAUCCUGUUGCACUUAAUAUACCUGAUUAUCCAACGAUAAUUAAACAUCCUAUGGAUAUAUCAACCAUGCGUAAUAAAUUAUUACAUGGAGAAUAUAAAAAUCCAUUAGAAUUUUGUGAUGAUGCAUGGCUUAUGUUUGAAAAUGCAUGGCUUUAUAAUCAUAGAACAUUGCGUAUUUAUAGAAUGUGUACAAAACUUGCACAACUAUUUGUUGAAUCUAUUGAUCCUGUUUUAAAAACAUUAGGUUAUUGUUGUGGUCAUCAAUAUGUAUAUUUACCAAAAGUUAUGUUAUGUUAUGGAAAGCAAAAAUGUUGUGAAAUUCGACCUUAUAGUUCUUAUUAUUAUUAUAACAAUCCUGAACCAUUACGAUUUAAUCUAUCUAGUCAUCAAUAUACAUUUUGUACUAAUUGUUUUCAUUCAAUUAAAUGUGAAUCCAUAUUUGUCGGUGAUGAUCCAACUCAAAAAUUAGUUGAAAUAUCAAAAAAAUUAUUUCUACGGACUGAAAAUGAUAUAGAAGAACGUGAAAUAAUGACUAAUUGUAUUGUUUGUACACGUCGUUGGCAUCAAAUAUGUGCAUUACAUUUAGAUCAAAUAUGGUCCGAAGGUUUCAUAUGUAAUACAUGUAUAUAUCAAUAUAAUAUAAAACGUAAAGAAAAUUGCUAUAUAGCACAAAAAUUAACAGUAACUGAUUUAUCAUCACAAUUAGAACAACGUGUUAAUAAAUAUUUAUUUGAUAAAGAUUGUCAUGAAAGUCAUGUUACAAUUCGUGUAUUAGCUUCUAGUGAUAAAAUAUGUAAAAUAAAACCACAAUUAAAAAAAUAUUAUCCAAAUCAAAUGACAAAUGAUAGUUAUCCAUAUCGAACAAAAGCUAUAUUUGCUUUUCAAGAAAUUGAAGGUAUUGAUGUUGUUUUCUUUGGUAUGUAUGUACAAGAAUAUGAUGAACAUUGUCCUGCACCAAAUACAAGUCGUGUUUAUAUAUCUUGUUUGGAUACAAUACAUUUUUUUCAACCGAAACUUUAUCGUCAAGAUGUUUAUCAUGAAAUUUUAAUUGGUUAUUUGAAUUAUGCUAAACAACAUGGAUAUAUGUAUGCUCAUAUAUGGGCUCGUCCAGCAAGUGUAGGUAUUGAUUAUAUAUUUUAUUGUCGUCCAUUUGAACAACGUUUACCGAAUUCAAAACGCUUACAUAGUUGGUGUAAAAAGCUGCUUGAUAAAGCAAUUAUAGAACGUAUUGUUAUUGAUUAUAAGGAUAUCAUGCAAGAUUGCUUGAAUAAUCAAAUACAAACAGUUCUUGACAUUCCAUAUUUUGAUGGUGAUUUAUGGCCAAUUAUUAUUGAAGAAACUAUUGAAAAAUUUGAUCAAGAAGAACAUCGAAGAAAACAAGAAGUUGAAACAUCACAAAUUAUAGAAGAUGACAACUUCAAUGAUUCUUUUGAACUCGAUGAUCCAACACAAAUUUCUAGUAAACGUAAAUCUGCAAAUACAUAUGAAAAUAAAACUUUGAAGAAAACGAAAAAUCAAGUAUCAAAUUCUACUGAUUUACUAUCUAUAAUAUUUUCAACUAUGGAAAAAAACAAAGAGGAAUUCUUUGUUAUUCGUCUUCAUCAUCAAACAAUAUCCUAUCCAACAGUCAACGAUACUGAUGCUCUUCUUCUAUGUAAUAUAAUGGAUACACCAAAUGCAUUUCUAAAUUUUGUACGGCAUAAAAAUUAUAAAUUUUCUUCAUUACGUAGUGCAAAAUUUUCAACUAUGGCUUUAUUAUAUGAAUUACAUACAUCAACAACAAAGAAAUUUAUAUAUAAUUGUAAUAGAUGCCUACAAAAAUGUGAUAUAUGUUAUUAUUGUACAGUAUGUGAAGAUUUAGAUUUAUGUGAAAAGUUUUAUAAUAUGCAACUAAAUCAUGAACAUAAAAUGGAAUGUUUAAUAUCAUCAAGAAUUAUUAUGAAUCAAGAUAAUGAACAAAAUUUAUUAAAUAGUAACAAUGAAUCUAUAGCAAGUACACAAUUACAACGACAAAAAACAAUGCAAUUUUGUAUUGAUACUUUGUUACAUGCACUUAAUUGUUAUAUGAUCAAUUGUGUUUAUCGUGGUUGUCUUUGUUAUAAACGUAUUAUACAACAUACAAAAGAUUGUAAAGAAAAAAAUCGUCAAUGUUAUGUAUGUAAACAAGUUAUUUUUCUUUGUUGGCAUCAUGCUAAAAGUUGUAUGAAUCAAAAUUGUCAAGUUCCAUUUUGUACGAAUUUAAAAUCUAUAAUAGAAAUUCAAAGAGCAGCUAGUUUACAAGCAGAUCGACUUGUUAUGGAAACAAUGAUGAUGCAACAAGAAACAAAUAUUAGGCAAACACAAACAUAA